UGAAUCAAGAAGCUAACAUUCUUUAUGAACGAAAUCAAAAUAAAUUCCCUUCGGAUAUGAAUUCCAAAAUAUUAGAAGAUCUUUCUUCAGAAGUGUAUUUAUCAGGAGAUAUAUUACAUAUAAAUAAUGAUGAUGUACUUGAGAUAAAACAUGAAAUAAACAACAUACGAAAUAUAUCAUAUUUUACAAUGAUAAAAUUAUUAUGUUCUAUGUUAAACACCUCUAAACAUAGUAUUGUAUACUUUGGUUUAAAUAGUAAUUUUACUAUCAAAGGAAUUUCUGCCACUCGUGCAGAAAGAGAUGGAUUUAGAUGCGGAAUAAAUAAUAUAAUGACUAAUAAAAUAGAGCCUAAAUUGUCACAUACUAAUUAUAAAAUAAAUUUUAUUCCGGUGCUCAGAACACAAGACGUUUGCAUUUCAUUUAAUGAAGAAAAUUUAAAAUAUGUAAUCGAAGUGCAUAUAUAUCCCGUACGAAAUACUAUGUAUAAAACAGAAGAGGGAGAAUAUUAUUUGAGAAAAGAUGGCGUAACUAUUUGCGCCAACAAGUGUGGCAUUCGACAGUGGGUUGGAUAAGAGAAAUGAUAUUAGCAACAAAUGUACGCUUUGCAAAAUGCUGUCGAAACUCUUGAAACAUUAAUUUAAUUUUUGUUAUUCGUUUCUCAAUAAAUUAUUUUUCAAUGUUAUUUAAAUUUUAAUUACACUUUUUAAAGAAUUUGUUAAUGUUAUGAUA
Centruroides sculpturatus (bark scorpion) is the source of this 729-nucleotide messenger RNA. RefSeq names its product schlafen-like protein 1. NCBI's taxonomy places the organism in Eukaryota, Metazoa, Arthropoda, Arachnida, Scorpiones, Buthidae. The record is from RefSeq and is a predicted model, not a curated record. Bases 57 to 572 code for a protein of 171 amino acids. The transcript has 2 exons.